ACAGUGGAAAUAUCUGGGAAAGGAGAAAAUCCUCAAUUUGGGGAAUAAUUAAUCUUUAACACUAAGUGUUGCUUAUCUUGCAAAUGCAUAACUUGCUGAUUUUAAUUGCUGCCUCCACUUUUUUGGCCUCUUUUUGGGUGUUUUAGGAUGAGCAUCCCAAACCAGGAGGUAUUUGUAUCAUCCCACAUUCCUGGGACAGCCCAUGCUGUGUGAAGCUCCUAAAGCUGGUUUAUCUUUGUGGCAUGAGAAGCUGAAAUUAAUUUUGCUCACUUUUUUCAUUCAAGUGGGAUUUGAUUAAAGAUUAAAGAUGUGCAUUUAAACAUGGCAGUUUUGAAAGCAGAACCCCCCCCAAAUUUCCUGUAAUGUGCACAGAACUGAUAAUAAAGCUCAGCUGAGAAGGAAUUUUCCCAUUCUCUGCCAACAGAGUAAUGCAAAUUAGUAAAAUUUAAGUGUAAGAAAUACAUGUUUUAUGUACAGGGGGAGAGAGAGGUGUGGAUGUGUGCACAUAUAUUUUAUUGUAUUCCUACUUCUUGAUGUCUCAUGCCCAGUAGGUCAUGGUGAAGCAUUCCUUGCCUUUGUCAAUGAACAUUGUUGAAAUAGCUGGAUCCCACCUGAGAAUAAAGGUUAUUCUGCUGUGGUGAAAGCACACCAGUGUUAAUGGCAUUUUGAUUUGUGUGUAGGUAACUGUACCCAGGUGUCCUUGGAAGGAAGAAUGUGAUCUCUGGUCUUCAACCAGCUACAAAACACCAACUUAAAUGAACCACAGCUAGGCAUGGAUUUAAACUGAAAUGCAUUUUUACAAUGAAGGCUAAAUCUGGUCUUGUUGCUCCUCUUCUGGUACCCUCAUUGUCAAGUUGGUGGAAAAAUAAGAAAAAAUGUCUCAUGGUGUACAGCUGUUGUGUAAACUCAAUUUAAAAAUGGAGAAUGAGCAGGUUUGAGGUGUGUUCUGGCAAUGGUGAGGAAGAGGAAUCUCAAGGAGGGAGGGAAGGACCUGUUCUGUGUGUCCAGAAGGGAUAAGAAUUGAUUCUCACUGUGCUGUGUUUAGGUGCUGUAUCACAUUAAUACUGCCGUAAUUCAGAGUCUGUAAAUUGUACAUGGGAGUGCCCAGCUCAGACAUGACCACUUCAAGAAAUGGUCCCAAUUUAACCAAUGCUAAUUAAGGCCAUGAUCUCCUGCAGUAAUGAGAAUUUCAUUAGCAAACAGUUUGCAGCAUCAGCCCGUGGUUUUCCAGCAGUGAGAACACUGACAGGUCUCUCCUUUCCAUGCCACGGCUUCUGGGAAAGCAACUGUUUGUACAGACUGGGAAUAUGCAAUUUUCACUCCCUCACGUUGGAUUAAAGGCAAUGUUUUCUGUGCUUUAAUCAUUGCUCAGUGACAGUUGCUGCAACAGAGAAGGUAACCUCUUUCUGGCUGUUUUUUAGGUUGUGAAAUACACUUUCAUGCGCUGUUUCCUUUUUUCUUUCUUUGCUUUCUAAAGAACUCCUGUUCUGUCAGGUUCGUAUUUAUUGCUUUCCUGGCAAAUGCUGUUCUCAGUCAGAAGAAUAUCAUGUCAAAGAAAUGAAAGGGGAUAUCUGUUGGCAGUUUUCCACAGAGGUUUGAAUCUGUUCUCCACGAUUCCCUCCCUGAGCCAACGUGGGAUGCACGCGGUGAUGAAGGGACACAGUGAAAGUCCAUCUGAGCAUCAGGACGUGGAGCCACAGCUCCUGGCUUCUCCUUCUGCUCCUGUUUGUGCCAUCCUGGGACUCAGCCUCCUGCUCCUGCCUCUGGUUUGAUGUUACUGCUGCAAAAGUUGUGAUUUUUAAGAGUAUUUCUCUCUUGUGCUGAGGUCUUCCAUGAAUUGGUCUUUUCACAGAUUUGCUUUAUAGGAUCAGCCCCAUUAAAAAUCACUAUUUUUAAUAAAUAAUUUUAAAUUAUUUAGGUAAUUAGAAUAUUUAGGUAAGACUGGCAUGGGAAAGAAUAAAUGUGUGGGUUUGGUGGUUUUUUCUGGUUUUACUUGCUGUCUGAAAGUGGGGUGGAACUGAAUUACACAUUUCAGCUGAUGACAGUGAGGAAUAUGGGGAGAUAUCCUGAUAGGAUUUCCUGAGUACCUGUAACAUGGCUUGUCUCUUUCUGAAAUUAUCCUAUUGGAGGCAGGAAAUAUCAGGUCUAUUAGUGAAACAGCUCUCCAGCUAUUAGUUUUUAGAGCUUUAAAUAGUCUUAUCUCAAUGGAUGUGUUUGCCCUGUGGCUCAUCUAUCACCCUAAAAUGUUUUAUCAGCACCUGAAAAAAUCUCAAUGAGAAGAAUAGCCACAGAUGUUGCCCAUUCAAGGGGCUUUUAGAAACAGAAUGGGGAUUUUUUUUUUUUUUUUAUAAAAAAGGUCUUUUAAGAUCUGAUAUUAUUUGCUGGCUUUUCAACCCUGUUUCAUGGCUCUCGUAGCACCACUUCUAUAAAUACUCCUCACCAGGAAAGAAAGGAAAUCACAAUAGAUUAAAGGAAAAUCAGGUUAACAGGCAUCAAUCUCUGCCCAUUCAGCCUCAGACAUUUGUGAAAAAUAAAGGAUUAGGAAGAAUUACUGCCAGGUACUAGAUGAAAAAAAACCCAAAAACUCUUUUGUGGCAUCUUUGUCUUCUCUAACAGUUAUUAGAGGAACAGCUCUCAGUGUCAGAAGUGAGCUGGAUUUGAAAUGAGCAGAAAUUGCUGUGAGAUGUUACAUUUUCUGUAAAUUCUGUACUGUUAAUUUGACUCACAGAUGAUCAGUAUCUUUUUCUUUCCCUUUAAAAUAUGCUGUUUCUAGUUUGAAAACAAGUUUGUGUUGUCUUGAGGUCUGAUGGAGAGGAGAUUGAGACAAAGGGUUGGACAUGGAGGAGUUUUCUUAGUUUGUCUCAGCCUCUUCACGGGACUUUAGAGCUCUCAGAGUAGAAAGAUUUGGUCUCAGUCACCAUGAGAUAUUAUUUUUAGUGGAUGAAAAGCCAGAAGAGGAGAAUCAAGUUCAGCAAGGUGAGUUUUUAAUGUCAAGGGCCUUCCAGAGACCAGGCUCACACCAGAAUAUAACAGUAACAAAAAUGGUGAUGCAGUGGGGUUUGCUGUAAAAAUCUAGAAGUAUCCUUUGGUUGAAAAUUUUACCAUGUAUUUGCCACCUUAUGUUCUUCACAAUUAAAAUUGGUGGGAAGCUUCCUUUUACCUUGGAAUGAGUUUUUCCUCUGAAGGAAAUGCGUUCUGAGUUCUGAAAUAGGAAAUAAAACACUUUUCUCAGAGGAGAAAAAUAAACUUUUUGAAAGGUGUUCUGUAAAGAGCUGCUGGCUCCAGUCUGAUCCUUCCCAGGGAAGGCCUUUCAGCUCUGAUGUGUUUCAGUUUUUCUUUUAACAUGAAACUGCCAUUUAAAGACCCAUCAUGCUUGGUGAAACUCUAGAGGUUUUAUUUACAGGGAGCAAAGGCUCACAGACUCGGGAUAUGAAUUCUGCAAAGGAUGUGUUGCACUUGCAGGCUCCAUUUUCAUGGUGGGCAUUUGGUUUUCAAGUGUGAUGAAACCUAAUUCAGCAACCUAGAGGGUUGGUUUGGGACUUCAGCUCGUCAGAAAGCCACAGCUGCUACAGUCAGCAGUGGAGAAGGAGCAGCAAUGGAAAAGAGGACACAGGCUGUGUUACAAGGCAGCAUUCCCCCUGAUCCACGGACCCAAGGAAGCAGAAAAUGACCUGUGGUUGCUGUCAUAAAUUUCAUGUGUUAGACCUACCUCUGAUUAAAUCAAGUUGUAAAUUAUGUGUAAAACCUGAUGGUGCUUUUUAGUUCUCUCUGAAAAGAGCGUUGAGCUGUAGGAAAUGCUGUCUCUUGGGUCCCUGCUCCUGUUGGAGCCUCACUUCUGGUAAUUCCCUGCUCCUUCUGCAUGUUCACCACUGAGAUGUGCCUGGUGAGAGGCAGCAAAACAAAGACAAGCAGCAGAGAGAAGCUUGGAAAUUCCACAUGCUGGGAUCACUGUCAUGGUUUGAGGUUUUAUCUAGAAGGUGCUCUGUGUUUAUAAUCUUGGUUUAUCUUUUACUGCUGUUGAAAUGUUGGAUGUGUGCUUUAUUUCCUGGCCAGCAAAGGUCCUGUGGAUGGAGAGGCCUUUCUGUAAGUGGGGUUUUUUUUGUGGGAUAUUUUUGUUUCGUUUUGUUUUUGUCAUGGACAAAUGAUUAACAGCUGAAUCAAUCGUGCCAGAGGUUGAGCAAGCUGUAUCACACAGGCACAUCUUGGGUUCAAGCUGGGGCAAAGUCAUUUGGAAGAAAAAAAAUCGGGCACAAAAGGCAAACAGAAAGCUUUGCACAGCCUGAAUCAUCUCCCCUAGCAGUUUGUCCUCCACGUCUAGAGGGAACUUUAUCACUGUGCUCAGUAACUCUGGGUGAAAAAAGGGCUGCCUGAAAUACAAUCUUUUAUUUGGAGCAGAUUCCUACAAGGAUUGGGCUAAUGUGCCUCUCUGUGUUAAACUGUUAUCAUCAGGCUGCCAAAAUAGAAAGAUGUCUCAGCCAGUUGCUUAUUUUGCAGGGACAUGGCUCCACAAGCAAAAUAAUGUCAUUUAGAAGGUAACUGUGACACCUUAAGGUGUAGCACUCGGCCAGGUAAUGGCACUGAGGUUGUUGGGUUUGUUUGGUAUUAUUGAACAUGAACAAUUUUAUGUAUAGCCCCAUCAUUGCCAUAAUGAGCAAAUUAAAAUGCAUUUGUUCUUUGUAUCACCAGAGUUCUCAGAGGUGUGUCCCAGGGUGAUUGUGCUGCUAAAAGCCAGGGUUGCACAGAGUCAGGCUCUUGUCUUCUCAAAGGCAUUGUCCAGCAAGGGGAAGGGUGGGAAAACAGUGAUACUCCUCAUUUUGUGCAGGGAAACACAGAUUCAGAGACCUUUGCUCUCUGUAAGAUGCUUGCUGUAGGCUAAGACUAACAGGAAAAUGAAGGGAAAGGCGCUUGUGUCUCAGGAAUCAAAAAGCUGUACCUGGAGGGAGAAGCAGCAGGAUGUGAAGGCUCAACAGGCACCCAAAGAAAAACUCUUCCAGGUCUGGUCUGAUCUGCACAACUGAACUGAUGGCAGCAGCCCACGGUAAGUUCUCAGCUCAGUCAGGACCAUUUAGGAGACAGAAUGACUCAGUGUAGUAGCAGGAAAACACAGAGACAUUACAUUUGAUACCCUGACAGGUCCUGCUUUCCUGGGCUGAAGACUUGGGUAUUUGGAGCAGAGAAUCUCUGUGGAAUGACCCAGGGAAGGGCAGUCUCAGGGACAAGGCUUUCCCUGAGGCAUGAGAGUAAGUGCUUCUGCCUCGUGUCUGACCUUCCUCUGGAAGACAGACAUGAAAAGCAGCAAUAAAUAAAUGAUUCUGCACUCUAUUCCUAGAAAGCCGACUUGAGUUUACUUAUCACUUCCUUCUUGCCAAGACUCAAAUAUGUUUCGUUUGUUGAAAUAUUCAUUUUCCCCGUCCCUUGAAAGGAGCAUUACAAAUGAAAGUGCAAAUUGCUCCUAGGCAGAGCUUUGCUCCCUGCCUGCUCGCCUCGGGAAAGCCGUGUGCUAACAACUGCAGCGUUUACCUUGUGAGCCUGCCAGGUGCUGGGUCAUCUGCUGUUUACAGGGUGGCAGAGCAGCUCAGCAGUUUCUUUUUUUUUUGCUUGAAUCUUGUUCAAACCCCCAGGGGCAGACGGGGUGGGGGUGUUGGCGGUGUGGGAUCUCCGGUGGUGCCUCACCAUGAGCGCCCUGCGCCCCAUCCACCUGCUGCUGCUGCUCUGUGCGGUGCUCAGUGCCCAGACUGCUCAUGGCUUUGGUGGCCAGGAGUCCCCGAGCCGCGGUGACAGCGAGGUCAGGGACAGGCGCGCCCGCUCCGCGAGUGUCCCACCACAGCCCCGCGACUGUGUCCUCUCCUCCUGGUCCUCCUGGAGUAAGUGUGACCCCUGCCAGAAGAAAAGGUACAGAUUUGCCCGCCUGGAGCAGCCCUCGCAGUUCAGUGGAGAUGCCUGUGAGUACUGGGACAGAGAAGCUGAGGAGUGCGUCACGAGCAGCCCUUGCAGGAGCAGAGCUCGCUGUGAUGGGUUUGUGUGUGCAGUUACAGGGAGAUGCAUUGCACGGAGGCUGCUCUGCAAUGGAGAUGACGACUGUGGGGACCAGUCAGAUGAGAAAAACUGCAAAAAAGUGUUCAGGAAAUGUGACCAGAAGAUGGAAGAGUACUGGGGAAUCGAGAAUCUGGCAAAAGGGUUGAAUAUCUUCACAAACAGCUUGGAAGGGCUGGUCCUGGAUCACAGGUACUACGCUGGGGGAUGUUCUCCCCAUUACAUCAGGGACACGAGGUUCAGGAAGCCGUACAACAUAGAAAGCUACACACCAGAGACCAAAGGCAAAUAUGAAUUUACAAUGACUGAAUAUGACUCCUACUCAAAUUAUGAAAGCAGUGUCCUGAAGGCAAAAGCUUCACAGUCAAGCUUCAGCAUCGGUAUAAAAAUACCAAAAGUGUUUGAACUUGGUUACAAUUCAAAUGACAUGAGGUUCAAGAAGUUCAUGCAGAGGAUGAAAAGAUUUUCUUCAAGUUCCAGCAAGUUCAUCCACGCCCGUUCUGAGCUGGCUGUUGGUGUUUACAAGCUGAAGCCCCGAGCCCUGAUGCUGCAUCACGAGUUCCUGCAGCGGCUCCGGCAGCUCCCCACGGAAUACAGCUACGGGGAAUUCCGGGAGCUCUACAGGGAUUUUGGGACACACUUCAUCAAGGAGGCCACUGUUGGAGGCAUCUAUGAAUACACUUUGGUCAUGAACAGCGACGAGCUCCGCAGGGCGGGUUAUUCUCUGAGUGAUGUCCAGAAAUGUGCACAGAAGGGCUUUAACAUUGCUGUGGAUCUUCGUAAAAUCUCUGUGGGACUUGGAGUAGAUUCAGCUGGCUGUAAAGCCCUUUUGAAAGAGAUUGGAGACAGCACUGCCAGGAAACAGUUUGUGGAGGAUUUCGUGGCGCUGGUCCGCGGUGGAGCGAGUGAAGACAUCACGGCGCUGGCCCACAGGGACCUGCCCACGGCCCAGCUCAUGCAGCAGUGGGGAGAUGCUGUGCAGUACAACCCUGAGAUCAUAAAGCUGAAGGCAGAGCCACUGUAUGAGCUGGUGGCUCCCUCUGACUUGGCUGAUUCCAGCAGAAUAAAGGAGAAUCUGCGCCGGGCUCUGGAGGAGUUCCAGCUGGAGAGCAGUUCCUGUCGCUGUGCUCCGUGCCAUGGGAAUGGCAUCCCCUUCCUGACAGGAGCAGAGUGUGAGUGCCUGUGUCCCCUCGGCUACAGCGGCACCGCCUGUGAGAUCAGCAGGAGGAAAGAUGCUGCUGUUAAUGGAAGCUGGGGGUGCUGGGCCAGCUGGUCCCCGUGUUCAGGAGGUCAGAGGACAAGAAGGCGACAGUGCAACAACCCUGCCCCACAGAACGGCGGCUCCUCGUGCUCAGGGCCAGACUCUGAGGCAGUUCCUUGCUAGAAGGAACCAGCAGGAGCUCACACAGAGCAGAUGGGCACUUGGCAGACUGCUUGGGAGGACAUCACCUCACUGCUUUCUGAGCUGGCCUCGCUCUGCCCAUGGGUCUCCUCCAAAUCAGGAACAUUUCAGAAGACACUGGGAGCUGGGGGGUGUUGGGAACCACAACUUUGGGUGUUCAGUUGUCCAGUGGGAUUGAAUGUGCUUACCAACCUCAGUAUUUUGCCUUUUCCCUGUCUUCAUUGCAAUGGGCUAAAUGAGACAAGCUUUAUCUCUGUCUGUAUUUGGUAGCUGCAUGAUUUCAAAUUACACUGUCUUGUUGCUGAAGGUUCCUUUGAGAUAAGAAGAGACACUUUGAUCUUACGUGCAGCAGGAUGUGCACUGAUGCACAGCUUCUGUGAAGGCAGCUGUGUCAUGUGGAGCAAAAUCCAGCACAUUAAAGCCUAAAUCUCAAUGAGCACCACAGUAUCUAACGUGACAUUUAGAGCCACUGUGCCUCACUACCCUGCUUUCCCAAUUUAUUGUAUUGUUCCCACCCCUGCCAUGGGCAGGGACUCCUUCCACUAUCCCAGGCUGCUCCCAGCCCUGUCCAACCUGGCCUUGGACACUGCCAGGGAUGGGGCAGCCACAGCUUCUCUGGGACAAAUGGAACCUUUUGAAAAAGCUGUCUGCACAUCCCCUGAGAUCUGCCCUGAGCAGCUGCAUUUGCCCCAGACAAGCUCUGGUUAAAAAGUCUGAUCCCAUGAAAUCCAGUGUUCCAGCUGCUGCUGCUGGGUCCAUGCAGGGUGGGACAUCUGACUUGGAGAGGGUUCACUGUAAAAAAAGACAAACUGGUUUGCCUGUUAUUACCAUCCCUGGAGCUGUGCAUCACAGUCCAGGUCUAACAGAGGGACUUUAAAACACUGUGCAACAUUUCAUGAGCCUGGAUCCUUCCAGGGACUUUCCUCCUACAGCUCUGGUGGUGGUAAAUGAUUUUUGCCAAGACAUUUGGUUGGACCUGCUGCAAAACAACCAGCAAUAGCUUUGGUCCAAAAGGCAAUUCCACCAGUGCAAAGUUGCUCAUGAGUGUUGUGAGUCUUCUAACAUCCACAAGGUCAAACUCUUCUUCUGAGGGCUUUUUAGCAGAGCUGGUGAUGGUGGGCUGGUAUCGCCCGUUCCUUUCCUUUCAGACUGACGUUGUCUGAAUGUAAUUCCUGUGAGAGCAGCUCAGGCUCCCUGACAUCUGAACAAUGGAACAUGCAUUUAGUUGUAGCCCUCAUGCCGCCUCCACACUUAUCGACAGGGCUUCUGUGACAGCUUUAAGAAAGGCAGAGCACAUUGCAUAUGUAAAACAAGAGGGCUCUGUGCUCAUUAUGGGCUUCAUCAUUUAGCUGCCAACCCAAAACAUUUCCCUUUUCCACUGUGUAGCUGCAAUAUCUUUUGUGUGAUGGAAAUUUGCCAAGAGAUUCUUUUUUGGGUCAUGGUCAAAGAGGUCACUGCUUGCUUGACGUGGGAUAUUCCUCCAGGUUUUAUGCAGGGGCUCUGUAGAAACCUCUGUGGAGGUGAGGACCCUGAGCAUGGUUCACCUCUGAGGACACAAACUGCAGUGUCAUUGCCUGCCCUUGUUGAGAAUCAUCGGUGUCAUCUGAUUAAGGACAUUUCUCAGAUGAGUCAAGUGGCUUUUGUAAAUUUAACCACCUUUCCUGAUCAUCAAGCUGGUUAAAUACACGGCAGGGAUUGCCUCUCUCCACUGCUGCAGCGAGGACAGCCAAGUGUAGUGACCUGACUUGGGACCAUUGUUUCCAAACCAGAAAAACACAGAUUUUUUGAAGUGGUGACAGCACCUGAGUUUGUAUAUUUGGGGUUUUUAAUUUUUGGAGGAAGAGAGGAGAGAUUUGUCAGUCAUCAAGAUCAUCAGGACAGUCUGACUGAAGUAUGAGUUCAGCAGUGGCUGAAUAUUCAGCCUUUAGGCUUAGAAUCCUCCCAUAAAGGACAUAACUUUACCUUGUCCUUGUGAUUUUGUGCUUUGAUUCGCCUAACUAAUGAUUUAUUAUAACCUGGAGGGUGAUAAAAAACACUGUGCUGAAUCUUUUAUUGUUUCAUUUUGGUUGGCAUUAAAUUUUGGUACCAUC
Messenger RNA from Parus major (Great Tit), 9525 nucleotides. RefSeq names its product complement C8 beta chain (gene C8B). The transcript is spliced from 12 exons. Gene Ontology annotation, cellular component: membrane attack complex. Gene Ontology annotation, molecular function: protein binding. Gene Ontology annotation, biological process: immune response. NCBI's taxonomy places the organism in Eukaryota, Metazoa, Chordata, Aves, Passeriformes, Paridae. Bases 5675 to 7417 code for a protein of 580 amino acids. The record is from RefSeq and is a predicted model, not a curated record.